AUGGCUCCCAUGUUCAGCAAGUUUGUUGACGGCGAGAUUUCUCCCAAGUCUCCCCGACCUGCGCCUGGAGGGGAGCACCAGAAUCCAUGCGAAGAGCACGAUGCAAUCGAAACUCAGCAAUGCCUCAAAAUGACUCAGCUCACAUCCACAAAUCAACACCCGACACUUAAACUCCGAGUGCCAGAGCUGCUCAACCCUCAGUUAGUUCAAGCUGAGAUGGAGCUUUUCGAUGUAAACACAUUCGAAAAUGAACUCAUCGGAAUGAUGGCUCGGCUCAAGUCAAAGGAUUGGACCAAUGAACGGGCGGGGCUCACUCUGGGCAAUGGACAACUGAGGCUGGAGAUCCAGGACUGGCGGACCCCUUCCCCGACAUUCAUUGUGAAGAAUAACCCCACAAGUAGCCCCAAGUGCGAUCUUGAGGCAAUCAUGACAGAGUCCGAUAUCAUACGUAUUGACUUCAAGGUCCCUAUCGAUUACCCAGAUGGCAUGAAGGGGUUCAUGAGAUCGAUUGAAGCACUCUUCAUAUCCCCAAAGGAUAUUUCCAUGAGCAACAUCGAGACUGGUUCCACGCCGGCUUAUCGAGAGUCGAAGAACCCGAAGAGAGACAGCUAUUACAUCAAAUGGACAACCCCAUGGGAAACAUCCGGCUGCCGAGUAAGCUGGAUGAAGGCAGAAGAAGAUUCACAGAUCAUAAAGUUCAGGUUUGUUAGUGGGAGGGAUGCGAGACGUGGGGAGCAGUUGAUGGUUACUGUUGAUGAGAAUGACGAGUUUUAUCAAAAGAUCUCUAACAAAGACCCUAACACUUACGGCAAAUGGAUGGCACUUCCGGUCCGCGUUUGGCUGCGCAUUCAAUGGCUGAUGGCAAAGACUGGCGACAUAGACAACCAAUUGUUUGGGAAGUUGCCUAAAAAGAACAAAGGCAAGAAGCAAUCAAAGAGAUUGACAAAGAGAGCCCGGGAAUCUUCCAACAUUGAAGAAGGAAGCUCAGGGGACGAAAAGUCAAAUGCCUCGGUUGUGCCAAGUCCUGAGCCGCCAGUGUUGGGGCAAGAACAUACGAUGAAGACAGUGGGAAGUCAGGAGUUGGCCAAGGAAGAGUCGACCCAGCAAGAGUUGACCAAGAGGGUUUCUACACUCAGAAUUGAUACCCAGCAGAGCAACAAAAAGUCAAAGGGCAAGGGUAAGAACAAGGGAAAGUGCACACCUAGUUCGUCUGGCUCGUCUGGCCCCAACACAGGAAAGAAGGCAGAUCAGUUCACAGAACGUGGUGACCGUUUACUUCCGGGAGUGCAGGACAUCGCUCGACAGGAUGUCCCGACUGAGCAGCAACUUGCGGCAGUGGCUGGCCAACAAACAGUCAAUGCCUCCCGGCUGCCUACCCCUAUUGACUUGACUACCCCAUUGUCUUCAUCAUUCGAGACAGCCCGAACCCACCUCUCCCCCCAGACUCCCCUCCCCUCAUCCUCACUUUCAUGUUUCUUCACACCUACGAGCAUCACAUGGAAGAAAACCGAGGAUGAUGGGGAUGGGGAAGUGAAUGCGGAAAAAAAUGAGCCAGCAGAGAUUUCAGAUCAGCUGUGCCUUACUCUGUGGGGGGAUGAGGUUGGGCUUCGGGGCACUGUCUCGAAGAACGGGGAUGAGGUGUGGUUCUCUGACCCUGAAGAGUACCUUGACGGCCACAAAGCGCAGGAACGGGUCUUGCGUCGAAGUGAGUCUUUUGAUGUGGCCAGUCUAGGGCGAUUCAAGGGCCUGGAAAUCGCAUCCUCGUCCCCAACGGCCGACCCUCCAUUGUCCUCUCGUGCCUCUUCUAACCCAUCUACCACAGACUCGGCUGGGGUUGGGUCAGAUGAACCCAGCUCAGAUGGCACCGUCCAGCCAGACGACCAAACUCUAGCCGAGUCUAGCCGAUGUGGGAAGAAGGAUGCAUACAAGAGGAGGAAGCAGGAAAGGCGGAGGCGCACGAACUUGUUGAAACGUCAGCAAGAGCGCAAUGCGGACCUCGAGCCCUCCAUUUCCAGUGCUUCCUCCCAGGGCGAUGGAGUGGAAGGUCGUUCUCCGUCUCCACCCGAGUCGCCGGAGGAUGAAGAACCAACUCCCACAGCCAAGCAGUUCGGCAACAUCGGGACUCCAUCCCCUGAAUCGCAGUGGGACUUCGGCAGGAUCGCCGUGCUUUGCGAGAAGCAAGGCUGCCAAGUCCUCUGUGCUUUCGGGGAUGGAGUCUCCGUUGUUUGCCCUAAGUGCGGACCGUUUUCCGAGGUCCGCUACUGCGGCAAUGGCCACCUGUGGGAGGAUGCCAAGAUGCACUGGCUGGUCUGCGGGACCCGACCAGUCUACCAGCACCAGCUCUUGGCCGGUUCGAUUCCAUACGACGUUCUCGUGGGUCCACCAAUGCUUCCCAGCCUUCACCAGUGGGAUACCCCUGAGCGCCAUCGUCAGGCGGUGUGGUUCAGUUCCGCCCGCGACCGAGGUGACUACUUCGUGUUCGCGGAGUGGGACGACCUGGUGAAGGCUGCGGACGCUCCAGCCAGUCACGUAGGGCUGCGAUGUUCACCUCGAAUCGCACACAUUGUGCAAUUCGAGGACGCCGAAGAGAAGGACCGGUUCCGCCGGUGCCUUGCAAUUUGUCUCUUCUCGGCGGUUGAACAUCCAGCCCUCGUGGACUAUCUUUACCGGCUUGUCCGGGACUGGAUGCGGGCCCACAACAUGUGGGCCAGUGACAAGGACAUGGACAGCAUGUUGCGUUACCAGAUGGGACUCGAGAUGGGUAACUCCCUCGAUAUGAGCCGUCUUGGUUUGCGGCAUGCUUGUGAGACGGAGUGGGUCGGUGCCAACCGAUGUCACUGCGAGGAUUCGACCUGCGCGAGCGAGCGUCGCCCCACGUUGCUCGGUAACCAGUGUAGGGGGUUGGGCUUCCGGAGAGUGUGCGAAUACCUCGAAUCCAAUUAUUGGAUUCUGAGGGCGCACCGAGCCACCCAUCCUUCGGUGAGCGACGUGGUGGCUCGCACGUGUGGGGGAGGAUUCUCGGAGGUCCUUUCAACGGACCGGCGGACUUUCUGCCGCGGCGAAGGUUGGGACGGGGCGGGAACGGGCCCCAUGGAGCUGGAGAUGCCGUGA
This is a messenger RNA of Penicillium concentricum, 3111 nucleotides long. RefSeq lists its product as uncharacterized. The transcript has 6 exons. Lineage: Eukaryota; Fungi; Ascomycota; Eurotiomycetes; Eurotiales; Aspergillaceae. Bases 1 to 3111 code for a protein of 1036 amino acids. The record is from RefSeq and is a predicted model, not a curated record.